AUGACUUCCUCUGAUUCCCAGAAUUUACCUCCCCCACCGCCACCGCCCCCAUCGAUCGGCAAAACCGCCCCCAACCCCCCAAGUGUAGUAUCCGAGGGACCCGCCGGUGCUUACCUGGUCGAGUUACUAAUUUUCAACGGCUGGCCCUUCAAAGACCACUGGGCGUACUGGGUUCGGUCACAUUCCGACCCUGAUAUUGGUGUACAGCUCCAUGCAACUGGGGAUGUAAGGAACGGCUUCGUGUUCCAGAUCAAACGCAACUAUGACUUCCAUGACGACAACAGCGAACGUCCCUCUACAAGAAUCCCCUUACAAUGGAUCGACGGGAAAUUCUUCGAUGAACGGGCGAUGAUGAAUAAUGGAGUGUUCACGCUUGACGAUGUGCCUGUCUGUGGCUUUGAGGCGAGUGUGUACAAGGUCAAGGCUCCCGAGAAGUCUUUGAAUACUGUUACUGGAACUACUAUUGCCGAAGGCCAAAAAGGCCAAAAGGUGAAUCAAAGCAACUGUCAGACAUGGAUUGUGGAGUCUGCCGAUCAACUCGUCCGGGAUGAGAUAUUUAACCAGGAGGUUGCGACGUAUCUCCAUGCUAUUGAGCAGUGA
Aspergillus oryzae RIB40 is the source of this 600-nucleotide messenger RNA. RefSeq lists its product as uncharacterized. Bases 1 to 600 code for a protein of 199 amino acids. The record is from RefSeq and is a predicted model, not a curated record. The transcript is spliced from 2 exons. NCBI's taxonomy places the organism in Eukaryota, Fungi, Ascomycota, Eurotiomycetes, Eurotiales, Aspergillaceae.